Messenger RNA from Ostertagia ostertagi, 600 nucleotides. NCBI's taxonomy places the organism in Eukaryota, Metazoa, Nematoda, Chromadorea, Rhabditida, Trichostrongylidae. The record is from the annotation of a GenBank genome assembly.
AUGUACACUCAACUCAUCACUGUUGCUGUCGUCGCAAUCUUGGCCAUUCGCCCGUCCUCCGCUCAGACACCAAAAGCCAAGUUUGACUCGAAAGUGAAAUCCUUGGGUGUAACAUUUUACACGGUGGCUGAAAUCGGAAAGCUCACUGACUGUAUCGAUGAUUCCUUCUAUGAUAUUGCCAGCAUGCAAAAAAUCAAAGAAAAGGCACUGUCAUGCGCAAUUGGCAACACAGUCGUCUCAAAGUAUCUCACUCUGAUGAAAUUGAUGACAAACAUGGAUAACUGCAUGAAGCCGGAGAAACAAACUACUUUGAAUCUUAUUGACAAAGUAACUCCUGCUGGCUUCGCUGUUGUUGAGCAAGUGUACAAUAAGGUGAUCGCUGACAUAAAGGCCGCUAAGAGUGCCGGAAAAGCGAAAGCGGCUGUCUUCGACAUCGGAUAUACGACCAUGGCAGCGCAAGUGACAAAACCACUUAUGGAAAAACUGUGCACCUCACUCAUACCAGUCAUCACAAAACUCGAAUGGAACUGCUUCCUCACCCACUCCAAGAGUCUCAUUGAUUUCAGUACUUACGCGUGCUCGAAGGUUGUCAAGCCAUAA